AAGAAAGCGCCUAUAUUCUGGCAGUUUAUAGGUUGGUAAAAUUUGGUAAACAUAACCUAAAAAAAAUUGUUUGAAUUUAUAAAUCUUUUUUGAAUAACAAAACCCUUGUUCCUGGUACUACUAAUAAUGUGUGAAAUUCUAUUGAAUAUUCUCAGACCGAAACUAGGAAAUGUGGCCUACAAAAACUUUUACUUUUUCAGUACCAAAGUACUACCUGAAAAACCAAAAACCCCAGACACUACGGCCAGAGAAGCCCUACAAAAAAUACUGAAAAUUAAUGCCUUUGAAGCACUGAAACUAUUAUCGGCCCACAGAAAAUUGUCAAUCUUACACAGCGAUUUGUUGAAAAAUAAUUACAAAAUAUGCAAGCAAAACAGGUUGAGCAAAAAGUCUAUUAGGAAUUAUCCUUGUGUUUUAAGCGAGAGAAAUCUGGACAGUAAAAUUGAUAAAUUGAAAUUGUUGCCUUUGAAUCUUAAUGUGAGUUUACCUUUAGUGCAACUUCCUCAAAAGACUUUAAGCUUGGUAAAAAUGAAUAUUAAUGAUUUCAUGAAUAAGUUGAAGAGUUUCAGUACAACAUUUGAGUUACCAUUGGACAAAACUUGCGAAAUCUUUUCAAAAAGAUUAUUUCUAAUAUCAAAAUCUUCAAAAGAAAUCAAGGAUAUUUUAAAUUUGUAUUACGAGCACGGUUUCACAAAGGAGGACAUCUUGAAGGACUUAUGGAUUUUGAAAUACAGUAACGAUUUCAUAAUAAAUCGUUUGAAAUUUAUUCAGAAUCAGGAGAAGUGUGUAAUGAAAACUUGGAUGUUGAGAUGUCCAGAAGACACCCUUAUCAAGCAUAUAAGGCGCCAAUCUGAAAACCGCGUCAUUCUAGGAGAAAACUCCCUGGUGCAAUAUUUAUCAAAAAAACUUCAUUGCGGUGAAGCCAAUGCCAAAAGCCUUAUAAGAAAGCAUCCUCAGUUGCAACAUAAAAGCUUAUCCAAAAUGAAUUUAAUGAUCGAUUUGUUGUGUAAACAAGGCUUUAAUGAAGACCAAAUAUGUAAAUCACCUAAAAUACUUUUGCACAGCACUGAAACAACAUUAGAACGAGUCAAACAAUUAGCUUCUUUAGGCAAAAUACCAAACAGAUUAUACAUUUUAACCAAAAGCCAAAAACUAUACACCCAAUACAUUGAAAAUCUGAUUAAAACCCAAAAAGAAUUAACUAAUUAACCAAGUAUAUUUUUCUCUCGAACCAUAUAAGAUUGUGAAUUGUAAUAAACAAAAAGUAUCACUGAAGAAAAUCUUGUUUGUAAUUCUAGUUGAUUCAAGUCGUGAGCCCACUCUACCCGGCCCCAUCUACCACUCUGGUAUUCUUCUUCCAGUCUGGACAAUAGAACUGCUUUUUCUGGUGUUAGGAACUUUUCAGUUGCGGCCAAAGUGAGAAUUACUGAUUUCAAUGUGUCCACACCAUACAUAAAAC
Ceutorhynchus assimilis (cabbage seed weevil) is the source of this 1459-nucleotide messenger RNA. Lineage: Eukaryota; Metazoa; Arthropoda; Insecta; Coleoptera; Curculionidae. The record is from the annotation of a GenBank genome assembly.